AUGUGAUACGCAACUGGGCCGAGUUCGAAGCCCGAGUAUCCGGGAAAGCUUAACCCCAGAUAAACCAGCGGGAUACUCAGGCCCGACUUUCCCAUCGACGUUCCCGCGAUGAUACUCACCAAGUUUGUUUCCCGGACGUAUCCUCUUCCCUGCUGCUGCUUCGUCGGUCAUCCACGGUUCUUCUCCACCACUCCCGUUGUGUUCACCAAUCCGACCUUCACCUCCACUGCCGUCGCUGCCGCAGUUCCAUCGACUCCCUCAAAUGCUCUACCUUUCGGCCCCUCCCUUCACAAAGGGAGUAAGCCACCUCACUUCCAUGCUCCUAUCGUUACCAGCUCACCGGACACCGAUUCUUUGUUUGAAGAAGAGAGCUUCACCCGAGUAUUCAAGGUUGCGGCUUUGCGAGUUCCCUCAGACAUCUGUUCUUUACUUGAAUGCAGGCUUCGAGGUCACCUCCUUAAUUGGCCCCGCAUUCGGAACGUUGCCAGGGUUCCGGGAGAUGACAUUCAAGAGGAGUUAAAACAUUUUAUUGGGAACCGCUCGAAUUCCGAUGUCGAUGGCGAACCCCUAGUAAAUUUGCAACGUAGGAUUUACGGGAAGGCAGCAGAGGGAGAUGGAGACAAGUUGAGUCAGGUGUUGUACAGAGACAAACUUUCCAGAACAUUCAAUUCCAAAGGGUUCGUGAACUUCAGGAAUUUAGCUAAGAUUUCGAGGCCAAAAGAGAAGAAGACGAAUAAGAAGAAGAUGGGGCUGGAGGAUGAGAAGGAGAGAGACACGAAAGGGGCCGGAAAAUAUGACAUGGUAUUGAUUGAGGUGCUUGAUGAAGAGGUGAGUGAAGAUGGGGACCUGAGUGGGCUAUUGGGGGAUGAGUUCAAAGGGAAGACAUGGCGAGGAUCAACUAGGUUGCUCCUUUUAGACGAGCAGUAUGCCAAUAAAGUGUUGGAUGAAAUGCCUGAUGCAAUCAAGGCAGUGUUUAGAGAACAUGCUGGGAGAGGUGAAAGACCUACUCUUGAGAUUGUUAACUGCAAAUUGACAUUGUUUUACCCUUAUUGGUUGAUGGAUGAGGUCUUAGAGGCAAUACUUCCGAAAGGGAUGAUUGUCCCUUCUUCCUUUGAAACUGUUGGGCACAUUGCACAUCUGAACCUGAGAGACGAACAUCUUCCAUAUAAGAAACAUAUUGCAAAGGUAGUUUUAGACAAAAACAAGCCAAGGAUACAAACAGUCGUUAAUAAAAUUGAUGUCAUAGAUAAUGACUACAGGACAAUGCAGCUUGAAAUUUUGGCUGGAAACCACUCGCUUGUCACAAGAUUGGUUGAAAAUGGAGUUCAUUUUCAUGUUGACUUAGCAACAGUAUAUUGGAACUCUAGGCUGGCAACUGAAAGGCAGAGGCUGCUUAGUUCCUUUACUCAUGAUGAUGUUGUUUGUGAUGUUUUUGCAGGGGUUGGCCCCCUUGCGAUAUCUGCUGCGAAGAAGGUCAAAUAUGUCUAUGCUAACGAUUUAAACCCUCAAGCUGUUGAGUAUAUGGAAAGAAACUGUGUUCUUAAUAAAGUUGAGAGAAAAACUGAGGUAUAUAACAUGCAUGGAAGGAGGUUCAUUGACACCAUUUUUUCCAGUCAAAGAACACGCACAAUCACACAAGUAGUAAUGAAUUUGCCAAAUGAUGCUGUUGAUUAUCUAGAUGUAUUUAGAGGACUAUUCAGGAAUAACAACAAGUAUAAAGAACCUACCUUUCCAAGGAUUCAUGUCUAUGGGUUUUCAAGAGCUCAAGAUCCUGAAUUUGACUUUCAUGAGCGAAUAAGAAUUGCGUUAUCAGAAGUAGGCUUUGAGGUAGAGAUGCGAACUGUACGUGCUGUUGCACCAGGAAAGUAUAUGUUGUGUGCAUCAUUUAUUCUCCCCGAGAGAGUGGCAUUCGGUUGAACUAAUUAAGCCAUAUCUAACUGAUCUAGGUGAAGAAUGGUAAGUGCAAUCGUCCCUGACUAAGGCUAGAAAAAAGUGAAGAAUGAUUAGAGCAAUUCUUCCUGACUAAGGUUAGAAAAGUACAGGGAAUGACCAAAUCACUCCUCAAGAGAAUGAGUAUGGCUUCCUCACCCUCACUUAAGGAUUUCUUUUGGAUGGGAUUUUUGAGUGGUUUGGAGGAUAUCUUGAUAUGUAUGUGUAAUAUAUAUUUAUAUAUAUAUAUAUAUGUGUGUGUGUGUGUGUGUGUGUGUGUGUGUAGCGAGAGAGAUAUGUAUUAUAAAAAGAAAUUGAAUGAUUAGUAUGUGAUCAUAUAAAAUUCAUUUUAAUCACC
Cuscuta europaea is the source of this 2287-nucleotide messenger RNA. The record is from the annotation of a GenBank genome assembly. Lineage: Eukaryota; Viridiplantae; Streptophyta; Magnoliopsida; Solanales; Convolvulaceae.